Molecule: messenger RNA, 3863 nt
Organism: Penaeus chinensis
Lineage: Eukaryota; Metazoa; Arthropoda; Malacostraca; Decapoda; Penaeidae
Gene: MESK2
Product: protein NDRG3-like
Biological process (GO): signal transduction
Cellular component (GO): cytoplasm
Source: RefSeq, a predicted model, not a curated record
GACCAUGCCAAGCGAUGCCCUGGAUGACAUUGAGCUGCGCCACGUCCAGCUCUCCGUGGCCAACGCUCGCACGCUGAGCGAGGAUGGGUCGGCCGGAAACAAGGAGACGGUGGAAACGCGACAUGGCCCCAUCACGGUGGCUAUCACCGGCGACACUUCCAAGCCAGUUAUUCUGACCUACCACGAUCUCGGACUCAACCAUGUCACCAACUUCCAGGCAUUUUUCCUUUAUCCUGAGAUGAGGAACAUUGUCAACAACUUCUGCAUUGUACACGUGAAUGCGCCCGGACAGGAGGAAGGAGCACCCACUCUGCCGGAAGGCUAUGUCUACCCAACGAUGGAGGAAUUGUCCGAGACAAUUACCUGUGUCAAGAGUCACUUCCACAUUCGAACUUUCAUUGGCUUUGGCGUGGGUCUUGGCGCUAAUAUCCUCUCUCGCUAUGCCACCAAGUAUCCUGCAGAUGUUGAUGCUCUGGUUCUCAUCAACUGCUCUUCAACCCAAGCUGGAUGGAUUGAAUGGGGCUACCAGAAGCUCAACAUCCGACACCUCCGCUCUGGAACGAUGACGACGGGCACUGUUGACUACCUCCUCUGGCAUCAUUUUGGAAAGUUGGAGGAAUGCAACCAAGAUCUGGUGACUGUGUACAGGCAACACUUCGAGAAGGCUCUGAAUGCUACGAACCUUGGCCUGCUUGUUGACUCGUACAUUCGCCGGACUGACCUCAACAUUGUGCGAGAGCUUGACCCCAACAAGAAGAAGGAUGUGCGAAUGAUCAGGACCCAAGUGUUGAACAUCACUGCCAACCACUCUCCCCAUGUGGAUGAUACAGUCACCUUCAAUGGAAGACUUGACCCAACUUUGUCUACAUGGAUGAAGAUUCAAGACUGUGGACUGGUGAUUGAUGAGGCCCCAGGGAAAGUGGUGGAAGCUUUCCGACUCUUCCUGCAGGGUCAAGGCUAUGCGGUCCACAGUCGCGGCAUUGGCUCCAGACAGGCAUCCUUAAACUCAGUUAAUGGCUCCACAACCAGUGUCAAGGAUAUUCGCAUCACGGAAAACCCCCUACAAAAUCCUACAGUUUGAACGACGCUUCGGUGAUUGCGAGUCACGAUCCGGGAGAAAGAUGUGGAACAGUGUGUGAUAUGGACUAUGGUGAUAUGUAAUUUUUUUAUCAUGUCUCUGUAUUUUUUAUUUUAGCGACGACAAUUACGUAAGAUUGGACGUCAUCUCUGUUGUUGUAGGAGGAGGCAGAGAGAAACGUAUUUUCUCUCGUCCUCCUCCAUUUUGAGGUGAAGGGGAGACCAAAGAAUUUUUUCUUAAUAUGGAGAAAGGUUUAUUUUACGAUAAGUGACGCGACUUUUUAUUGUUAAAAUUUUGAAGAUUAUAGACAAAAGUCUUUGGUUUUCUUUCUUUCAUUUUUUUUUUUUUUUUUAACUUUUUUCUUAUGGUUCAUGACAAGGAAGACAUUGUUUUCCCAUGUUAACAAAUUUGUUUCAAUCUCAAAAGUAUUUAAAGGUUGGAAUGGAAUGAAAUAUUCAGUUGUUGGUAAUUAAUGUUUAUUUGUUAUGGGUUCUACAUCAGACGAAGAAAACUGUAGCCUUUGUCACUGUCAGAGAGCACAGGAAGGUGCCACUAAUCUUUGGUCCUCUGAUUUCUGAAGGUUAUUUAGCUUUUUAUUGGCAUCCUGCAAGCUAAAUGAUGAAAUAGUAGAAGAGAAUUUUGUUCAUACAAUAGAAUAUGUAUAAAUGAAUGUAUGUAUGUGCAUGUGUGUGUGUAUCAUGUAUGUGUAUAUAUAAUAUAUUAUAUAUGUGCAAUGUUUGCCAUUUAUCUAUUAUAUAUACAUAUAAACAUAUAUAUAUAUAUAUAUAUAUAUAUAUAUAUAUAUAUACUGUUUGAGAUGCUCACACACACACACAUACAGACACACAUAAGUAUAUGAAAUUAUCGGUAUUAUAUUUAUGCUGUUGGACUUUUUUCUUUCUAUGCUGAUAGUGAGUACUAUUUCCUGAUUUCAACUAGCUGAGUCUUUACUGCUAAAGCCAUCAGUAAAGCUGUAGGAAAGAGAGACGUAAUUGCUGUAGUCGUUACAAGAGAAAGUAGUCCCACCAUUGUAUACAGUAGACCAGGUAGCACAAAUUUUAAUAAUGCUACAUGCUUAGUGAUGCCAUUUUCCUAUUCUUUUAUCCUCCCUUUCUAUCUUUUCUAAGACCAACACACUUUCCAUAAUUUUAAAGACGAUCUUGCGUAGCAUUGUGAACUGGGUUUUAUUGAUUUUCUUAUUUUUUAUACGUUUCUUUUAGAAGAAACUCUUUUUAUCUUAUAUUUCUUUUAAUAUUAGACGAAAAGCCAUGUGUUUAAGGAUGUUGCAAAGUGAGUUAAGCACAGAGGACUGCACGUUCCAUCCAAUAAUGAAAGAACUUGUGAAGUGGAGGCAAUCUAGUCAAGUUUGAUUGAAGGCACUGCAGCCAGAACUGCCUUGUUUAGGGGAAAGCUUUGUAAAAGAAGACUUCAAUCUGAUUUUUUUUCUCUCAAAAGGUUGACAAUAUGCUUGCUAUUAGGUAGACUUUGAGACAGGUGAUUAUAUACAUACAUAUAUAUAUUUUAUUUUUCUUAUUCACUUAGUGUGUUACAUCUGCGUGCCUCGUAUCAAGGGAAAAAGAAAAAGACCAGCAGAUACUUUGACUAGUAGGGGCUUUUAUGGAAAAGGGAAAAUCCUGACCAAACAGAUUCUCCCAAAGAUUUUGUUGCUGUUCACAUCCAUUUCAAUGCUUUUGUAGUGAGCCCUGUGUCUCACCUUGGCUGGUGAUGCCUAGAAGAGGGAGGAUAUGGUGGGGGGGAGUGAUUUGGAGGUGGGGAAGGGGGGGGGGGAGACUUAGUAGAAAGGGUGCAGAAAAGGAUGUUUCUUUUCUUCCUCUCUUUCUCUCUCUCUCUCUGUCCCCUUCUUCCCUCUCUCUGGCUCUUUCCAUCUGUCAAAUCUUCAUCAUGAUAUGACAUGAAUUGAACUGCAUUGGUGUAUUACUGCGGCUUGUACAUAGUUGUUAUAAAAUAGUGUUGAAGCUUUCUUAUUAUCAUGAUGAUUAUCAUUUCUGUUUUGUCUCAUUAUGAAAAAUGAUCAAGACAGUGACAGGUGUCACGUAGUAAAAACUUGUUAAAUAUCUCUCUUUUUUAAGGAUACGUCAAAGAUUGAUACCAAAUUAAUCCAUUCCAUUCCAAGGGCAAUAUGAUAAAGAAAAAGAAAAAAACCCUCAGCAAAGUAAGGAAAAAAUGAGACCAAAAUGCUGUAACCACCAUAACUCCCUUUAUAUAUAUAUAUAUAGAUAGGUAGACCUGCACUUGUAUAUAUAUGCCAAAUGUGUAUAUACUUUUUGGUGCCCUGAGGUGUCUUCUCCUGUGGCUCAUGUAUGUUAACAGUUUCUUACGGCGAAGGAAAUAGUUGCGUUACUGAAGGAUGUUGUUGUUAUUAUUAUUUUUUUUUUAUUGUUAGUCUGUUCCUUAAAGCUUACAAACCGAAUGCAUCAUUUUUUAGUACAUUAAAUUCUUAAGGUUUUAAUUUUAUGAGUUAACUAACAGAUAUAGGUAUGAUUAUAUAUUUGUGUACAUAUAUAUAAUAUAUAUAUAUAUAUAUAUAUAUAUAUAUAUAUAUAUAUAUAUAUAAAUAUAUUAUAUAUUAUGUAUUAUCAAGUGCUACUUUCAUCCAUUUUAAAUCUUAAGUACUGUUUUGUUUAUUGUAACAUUAGGUAUGAAUAGAAAAUAAUUAAAUUAAUAUUUUGUUUUGCAAGGGAUAGACACUGCACCUAAGGCAGCCAUCCCAGUCCUUGCAGAGAACAUACCCUGUGCAAUGAUCAGUAAACACAUAUAAUCACAA